AGUUUGACGUCCCAUGUGACUUCAACACUUCCUCCAAACGACACUUUCUCUCUAUCACUUCUCAAACAGGUUCUGAACAGUAUUUUAUCUGAAACACGACCGAGAAUCAGUGUCAUAGCGAUGCAAAAGCCACCAGCACUGGUGCUUCCUGGAGCCGUUCAGCUGAGAAUCAAGAACUCUCAGAGCAGCACUGGAGAAAGACUCAGCCAGACCAAAUCUAUGGUCCUGCCAGAGGCCGAAACACUACAAAAACCCAUCAACCGUCACCGGAGGAAUCAGUCUCAGCAUAACAGUGAUGUUUCUGUUGGGUUGCAGCCUGUUUUAAAAGGGGAAUAUUUGAACAAAGCCAAAAUUGCUGAAGGAGGAAAGAAGUUACGGAAAAACUGGACUUCAACCUGGGUUGUUCUUUGCUCCAAUCAACUAUUAUUCUAUAAAGAGAGCAAACAAGAAGCUGUGUCAAAUUUGAAACCAGGUGGUAAACCAGAUGGUGUGGAUCUGAAUGGGGCUGUAAUUGAGUGGACGAAAGAGAAAUCUAGCCGAAAGAAUGUGAUUCAGAUAACCACCCCGACUGGUCAUGAGUUUCUGCUGCAGGCAGACCACUUUCCAACCAUCUCUAAAUGGCAUGAUGCCAUUAAGAAAGCGGUGGACAGCCUGUCAAGUGGAUCUGGAGGCCAGAGCUGUGGUAGAGUGGCUCUACACCGAUCCAACAGCACAGAAUGCCUGUCCAGACCAACCUGUGAAAGCUCCAAACCCAAACCAAAAGAGACCAAAUCUGAACACAGACGCUCCAUCAUGUUCAAGCUGAAUUACAGCGCCUCAGACAGCGCCGACAAGAAUGGAGUAAAGAACAGACUGAAGAAGUUCAUCUCCAGACGGCCCUCUAUGAAAACGCUACAGGAGAAAGGCAUUAUUAAAGACCGAGUGUUUGGUUGCCACAUGCUGACCCUGUGCGACAGAGAAAAGACCACGGUGCCCAAAUUUGUCAAGUUGUGUGUGGAGGAAGUCGAAAAGCGAGGCCUGGAGGCUGAUGGGAUAUACAGGGUGAGCGGCAAUUUGGCUAUUAUCCAGAAACUACGCUUCCUAGUAGACCAAGAGGAGGAGCUUGACUUGGGCGACAGCCAAUGGGAGGACAUCCAUGUCAUCACCGGAGCGCUAAAGAUGUUUUUCCGUGAACUGCCAGAGCCCCUGUUUCCCUUUCGCUUUUUCGACUUGUUUGUGGAAACCAUUAAAAUUAAGGAGCCCACACAGAAGGUUCAAGCCAUGAAGAAACUGAUCCAUCAACUCCCCAAACCCAACCACAACACCAUGAAACUGCUCUUCCACCACCUGAGGAGAGUUUUGACGAAGUCACAAAAAAACCUAAUGUCGACGCAGGGUGUCAGCAUUGUGUUUGGACCGACCCUUAUGUGGCCCGAGUUUGAAUCAGGAAAUAUGGAGGUCAAUAUGGUGUAUCAGAAUCAAAUAGUGGAGUGCAUUCUCAUUGGCUGCGUGGAGAUCUUUGGGCCAGCGGACAAGUAAAGAGACCUCAGAGACUGCAAACAGACUGCAAUCACGAGUGGAAAAAAAGAGAAAAAAAUGAGUGUUUUACAUUGUGCUUAAUCUUGGGUUGCUGUUGUUCUUAACCUCAGGUAAAGGAACAUUUCACAUGUAAUUUAGAAGCAGGGUUAACAGCGCUUUUCACUUGGGGUUAUGAAACUCUGCAUGACUGUGUUAGCAUGUGUGCUGCAUGUGCUUUUGACAGUCACAAAAACACUGUAUGCUGUGUGUUUAAGCAUUUGAAUGGGGGGAAAAGUGAAAAUUAUAGAGUUUAUUCUUGCUUUAAUUGUUGAAAAGUUCCAUCAACUUGAUAGAAUGUAUAUAUAUACCAUACAAGGAAGGUGUUCAACCCUAGUGUUUUAUAUAAACAGGUCACAUGCUGCAUACAUCUAGUCAAUGAUGCUGACACUGCAAUAUGCAAAUACAGUAAGGUUUAGGUUUAUUGUAAAAUGACACAUUAUUAAAUACCCAGGAUUAGUUGUUCAGCCCGGAUAAAUGAUGUGCAGUUUGAAACAUAAGGCAAAGUUUAGGAAAAACCCAAGGUUUACUGUUUAAGUGUGAAAAGCUCUUGUGUGUGCUGGUUACAUUUUUUGCUCCUGAUAUUUUUUUACAUAUAAAAAACUCAAAAUAAUUCACAUAAUUCACAUUUAUAAUUGUAAAAAAUAUUUUAUAUAUAUGUAUACAUUUAUAUAUAAUUAUAUUUUUGUAUAAUGCACAGGGAAGCCAUUUUUGUAAACUGAUAAGUUUUGUGUACUGACAGUUUUCAGUGCACAAUUUUAUUUCAAAAUAAAUAGGCAUUUUUAUGUCAUCAGAAACCUCAGAUACUAAA
Molecule: messenger RNA, 2365 nt
Organism: Danio aesculapii
Lineage: Eukaryota; Metazoa; Chordata; Actinopteri; Cypriniformes; Danionidae
Gene: arhgap15
Product: Rho GTPase activating protein 15
Exons: 14
Coding region: 121-1518 (465 amino acids)
Biological process (GO): signal transduction; regulation of GTPase activity
Cellular component (GO): cytoplasm
Source: RefSeq, a predicted model, not a curated record